Molecule: messenger RNA, 3886 nt
Organism: Manihot esculenta (cassava)
Lineage: Eukaryota; Viridiplantae; Streptophyta; Magnoliopsida; Malpighiales; Euphorbiaceae
Product: protein transport protein Sec24-like At4g32640
Exons: 25
Coding region: 396-3653 (1085 amino acids)
Biological process (GO): endoplasmic reticulum to Golgi vesicle-mediated transport; COPII-coated vesicle cargo loading; intracellular protein transport
Cellular component (GO): endoplasmic reticulum exit site; COPII vesicle coat
Molecular function (GO): SNARE binding; zinc ion binding
Source: RefSeq, a predicted model, not a curated record
AAUAAAAAUUGUUUAGAAAAAAAAAAAAGAAAAGAAAAAUGUUCACACAGAUCAAUCCGUCGCUCUUUUUUCUAUGUUAAAACGUUAAAAGACCCGCCUUUCUUCUCAAUCUCUAAGACCCGUCCUGGAUCUUCCUCUGAUCCCCAGAACCCUAAUUUAUAGUACCUCUUAAACUCUCUCUCCAAAACCCUAAUCAAUUUUCCAUUAGAUCCAAUUAUCCAAUCAAUCGCUCACUUGCAGAUCCUGUCUUCUCUGAUCCUUCGUACUGCUGUUUCGUUCAUCUCUGCAGAUUUAGAGUUGAUCCUGCUCAUUGUAGAUUUUUCGAAGACUAGAUAUUCUGAGCCUGAUUACUGAAGACUUAAGCGAGUUGAGAUUUUGGGUUGUUUUAUAGUACAAUGGCAGCUCCUGUGCCUCCAGGGGCACCUAGGCAACAAUCACCACCACCACCUAAUUAUAAUCCUAAUUAUCAGCAGAAUCGCAAUUCAUUAUCUGAUAAUCUGCAAAAUAUGAACCUCAAUCGGCCCCUUUCAAUGCCCAAUUCAGCUCCUAGGCCGUCACCUUUUCCUUCCUCAGCCCCUUCACCAUCACUGUCCCGCCCAGGUCCACCACCUCCGGGUGCAUUCCCUAGACCCUCAGUGCCUCCCUCAGGGUCUCUACCACCUACAUUGCUCCCAAACAUGGGUCCAGCCAGACCCACUGGCCUGCCUUUUAGCCAGCCUUCACCUUUUGGAUCCAGACCACCUCCUGCAUCAUUGCCUUCUGCUGGCAGAAGUGCGGGUAUGGUCCCUUCCUCUGGGGCAUCAUCUCAUGGAUCACUUGCACCAAGACUGGCUGCUCAGCCAAGUCCUAAUGCACCUUCCGCUACUCCUUUAUCUGUACCCCCUUCAGUCUCAUCCGGUGGUUUAGUCAGUAAUGGGCCACCUGCACCAACUUUCCUUGGAGGGCCACGGUUUCCUCCAUCUGCCGCUGCCACACAACAACCACUGAUGGGUCCUCCGACGAUUGGGGCAGCUCAGGUACCUCCUCAAGCACCAGGUAUGCAUCCCCUAACGGGGAGUCCUGGGAUCAGUGCUCAACGGCCAUCUCCAUUUUCAGCAGCAGCUCAAGGGGCACCAUCAUAUUCAGCACCACCGCAAGGGAUGCCAUCAUUUUCUGCACCACCUCAACGGAUGUCACCACCAGUAGGAUUUCCUUUUGGUCAACAGAUGCAAACCCAAACAGUGGCUCCACCUCCAAUUCCUGGUGCUGUGCCUCCUACAAUGUAUGGAAUGCCACCACAGCCGCCACUACCAAAUCAAAUGACUGCUAUAUCUCCUGUUGUUGGACAAACAGGAGGUUCUUUGGCAGGAUCAUCAAAGAUUGAUCCCAAUCAAAUUCCACGACCCAUACCAGGUUCAUCUGUGACCCUGCAUGAUACUCGUCAGGGAAAUCAAGCUAAUCCACCUCCGCCUGCUACAAGUGAUUACAUUGCUAGGGACACUGGGAACUGCAGUCCUCGCUACAUGAGGUGCACAAUUAAUCAGAUCCCAUGUACUGUUGAUCUUUUGACGACAUCUGGCAUGCAGCUGGCUUUGUUAGUCCAACCUUUGGCCCUUCCUCAUCCAUCUGAGGAGCCCAUCCAGCUUGUUGAUUUCGGAGAAAGUGGUCCUGUUCGCUGUUCUCGUUGCAAAGGUUACAUAAAUCCUUUCAUGAAGUUUAUUGACCAAGGAAGGCGGUUCAUCUGUAAUUUAUGUGGAUUUACGGAUGAGACUCCUCGUGAUUAUCACUGCAAUCUGGGGCCAGAUGGGAGGCGCAGAGAUGCUGAUGAAAGGCCUGAGCUAUGCAGGGGAACUGUUGAAUUUGUUGCAACGAAAGAAUAUAUGGUGCGUGAUCCUAUGCCAGCUGUGUAUUUCUUUCUUAUUGAUGUAUCCAUGAAUGCAAUACAAACUGGUGCAACUGCUGCAGCUUGUAGUUCAAUCAAUCAAGUUAUUGCUGAUCUUCCAGAAGGACCUAGGACAAUGGUGGGAGUUGCAACUUUUGAUUCUACAAUCCAUUUUUACAAUUUGAAACGUGCAUUACAGCAGCCAUUGAUGCUUAUUGUUCCUGAUAUACAAGAUGUCUAUACUCCUCUACAAACUGAUGUUAUUGUUCCUCUUUCUGAGUGUCGUCAACAUUUAGAGCUAUUAUUGGAAAGCAUUCCAAGCAUGUUUCAGAAUAGUAGAACAGCUGAAUCUGCAUUUGGUGCUGCAACUAAGGCAGUUUUUUUGGCAAUGAAGAGUACUGGAGGAAAGCUUUUGGUAUUUCAAUCAGUGUUGCCAUCAGUUGGCAUUGGAGCUCUUUCUGCGAGAGAAGCUGAGGGAAGAAGUAACAUUUCUUCUGGGGAGAAGGAGGCCCACAAAUUACUUCAACCAGCAGACAAAACUUUAAAGGAAAUGGCAAUUGAAUUUGCCGAGUAUCAGGUCUGUGUUGAUAUAUUUAUCACUACCCAGACAUAUGUGGACAUUGCUUCUAUCUCUGUCAUCCCAAAAACAACUGGAGGGCAGGUUUAUUAUUAUUAUCCCUUCUCGGCCCUUUCUGAUCCUGCAAAGCUGUUCAAUGAUCUUAGAUGGAACAUCACAAGGCCUCAAGGUUUUGAGGCAGUGAUGCGUGUGAGAUGCAGCCAGGGUAUUCAAGUUCAACAAUACUAUGGAAACUUUUGUAAGCGCAUUCCGACAGAUGUUGAUCUACCUGGGAUUGAUUGUGAUAAAACUAUAAUGGUGACAUUGAAACAUGAUGAUAAAUUGCAGGAUGGUUCAGAGUGUGCCUUUCAGUGUGCCCUUCUUUACACCACAGUAUAUGGCCAAAGAAGGAUCCGUGUUACAACUUUAUCAUUGCCAUGCACAAAUAAUUUAAGUAAUUUGUUCCGCAUGGCUGACUUGGACACUCAAUUUGUAUGCUUUUUGAAGCAAGCGGCAAAUGAAAUUCCUUCUGCUCCACCAUUGAAUGUCAGAGAACAAGUUACAAACUUUUGUAUAAACAUUCUGCUUUCAUAUCGUAAAUUUUGUGCUACAGUAUCAUCAUCAGGACAACUAAUUCUCCCGGAAGCACUUAAACUUCUACCUCUAUACACCCUUGCUUUGGUUAAAAGCACAGGACUGCGAAUCGAUGGGAGAAUAGAUGACCGGUCUUUUUGGAUUACUUAUGUUUCCUCAGUUUCUACUCCUUUAGCAAUUCCACUAGUGCACCCAAGGAUGAUUCCUAUACAUGACCUUGAUAAACAGGAAGAAAAUGAAUCUCUCAUUCCCCAUGCCCUUCCACUUUCUAGUGAACAUGUGAGUGAUGAUGGAAUCUAUCUCCUUGAGAAUGGUCAAGAAGCUUUGAUAUAUGUUGGGAGCUCAGUUGAUUCAAAUAUCUUGCAACAACUGUUCGGCAGUUCAUCUGUUGAUGAAAUCCCAACUCAGUUUGUCCUGCAGCAAUAUGACAAUCCACUAUCAAAGAAGUUAAAUGAUGUGAUAAAUGAGAUACGGCGCCGAAGAUGUUCUUACCUGCGCUUAAAAAUGUGUAAGAAAGGAGAUCAAUCAGGACUGUUGUUCUUCUCAUAUUUGAUUGAAGACAAAGUUCCAAGUGGCGGGCUUUCCUAUGUUGAGUUUCUGGUGCAUGUACAUCGGCAAAUUCAAAUCAAAAUGACUUCAUAAUCUUGAGCUUUCUACACUUGAGUCUACAAGUUUUUGAGUGGCUCCUGGCUAAUGGCUGUAGCAGAACUGGAUUCCAAAGCAAAACAACAAAUGGUUCAAUGCUUGAGUACUCUGGAGUUAGCGACACCCAAUAUUUAUUUGUAGAGAACAAAUUUUGACAUGGGGUUUUGUUAGUAUGAUUCUAUUUUCACGUUGGUGAAUAGCGUAAUAAGAUUCAAAGCUUUCAUUGUUCC